Messenger RNA from Dentiscutata erythropus, 272 nucleotides. The record is from the annotation of a GenBank genome assembly. Lineage: Eukaryota; Fungi; Glomeromycota; Glomeromycetes; Diversisporales; Gigasporaceae.
AUGAAUCAAUUCACAAAUCAAAUUAUUGGCGUCCAACUACAAAAUAAUAAUGGCCAGCUACAAAGACCACAGAAUAUUAGUGGACCACAAAAUGCUAAUGGCCAGCUUCAAAGAACCACAAAUAUUGGUAUGCCGCCUAUGAGACCUCAGAACACUGCAAAUCCAGUCACCGGUAUUUUUACUUCCUUUCAACAAUAUGCUGACUUAACUAACGGCUCAGAUCCAUUCUCUAGAACGCAAGGUGUAGCGUUACAGAGCACCCGAUUUUCAAC